Punica granatum (pomegranate) is the source of this 1622-nucleotide messenger RNA. NCBI's taxonomy places the organism in Eukaryota, Viridiplantae, Streptophyta, Magnoliopsida, Myrtales, Lythraceae. The record is from RefSeq and is a predicted model, not a curated record.
UGAUUCGAAUUUAAGACUUGUAAAACUUCAAAUCACAUGGAAGUGAGCUUGGAAUACUAGACCCUUAUGAUGGUAUCUUAUAUCUCUCUCGUUCACGCACACACCGCCCGACUGCCCUUUUAUAAAUUCAGCCACUGACAUCUCUCCAGCUUCAUCAUCUUCAGCAAUGGCGACCAAUCAUACUACUAUGACUAUCACAGCGUCUCCUCCCAUGGAAUCGUCCGAGUUCACUGAGUUGAUGCAAGGACUGCCCGAGGACCUCGGCCUCGAGUGCCUGGCCCGGCUGUCAUACACCUCCCACGGCGCUACCUCCCGUGUCUGCCGGAGGUGGCGCCACCUGCUGCGUAGCCAGGAGUUCUACUACCACCGGCAGAGAUCGGGGUACACCCGCAAGGUCGCCUGCUUGGUCCAGGUCCUUCCGAGCCAAAUCUCGCUGGAGGGGCGUAAAUCCGGGGGCGGAGCUCCGAUUUACGGCAUCACCGUGUUCGAUCCGGUAGGCGGGACCUGGGACCGGCUCGAGCCGGCUCCGUAUCCGAAUGGGCUGCCCGUCUUCUGCCAGCUCGCGAGCUGCGAGGGGAAGCUGGUGGUCAUGGGCGGGUGGGACCCGGUGAGCUACGACCCCGUGACGGACGUCUUCGUCUACGACUUCACGACUCGCCGGUGGGAGCAGCGAACUCCGAUGCUGUCCAAGCGGUCGUUCUUCGCCGCCGCUGGGUCCUCCUGCGAGGGGCGCGUGUACGUCGCGGGCGGGCACGACGAGGGCAAGAACGCGUUGAGUAGUGCCUGGGCAUACGACGUGAGGGGGGACACGUGGACCGAGCUGGCUCAGAUGAGCCAGGCGCGAGACGAGUGCGAGGGUGUGGUGAUUGGGCGGGAGUUCUGGGUCGUCUCGGGCUACCGGACGGAGAGCCAGGGCGGCUUCGAGGGGAGCGCCGAGUCUCACGGGUUUGACUCCGGCGAGUGGCGGCGGGUCGACGGCGCGUGGCGGCAGAGCCAGUGCCCGAGGUCGUGUGUCGGGGUGGGGAAGGACGGGAAGUUAAUGAGUUGGGCCGAGUCGGAGCCGGCGGUCAGAGUGGCGACGUGCGGCGUAAUGCUGGGCCCAUGGGCUCUGGUGGGCGGAGCCCAGUACCAGGGCGGGCCACACGAGUUCUACAUGGCCAGGCGAGGGGAGGGGCAAGAUGGUAAAUACGAGAAAAUUAGCGUGCCCGAUGAGUUCUCCGGUUUUGUUCAAUCGGGAUGCUGCGUGGAGAUCUAAUAAAUCAAAGGUGGUGAUUGUGUUUGAGGUAUGAUCAUUCUCUCUCGGACAUAUCUGUCCGAGGCCCAAUUUUCCAGCUCGAGCAUCGGGGUCAUGAGUCCGACCUAAAGCGCCAAACUGUCAGUCCAGAAGUACGAACUCAUCGACGGAGAUUCUCGAGGUGAACAUGGGACCUAUAUCGGGGAUUAGAUUCCGGGGAAUAUUUCGUUGUGUCAGUCAGGAGUUUGCGAGAGCGUUUGAGCAAGUUUAUGUUUACAAGUCAUGUAGAGCUUUCUCAAUAUGAUCGGGCGAUAUGUAGCAAGCAUCGACUGCGUCGGUCGUGUUUUUCGACAUUUGCAAUCUAUCAUUAAUCUGCUUGAAGAGAAGA